AUGGAAGAAGGGUUAGGUAGAAACUCAGUUCCUCCUCCAGGUUCCAUUGACAAGACUAAGAUUCUUGAUAUUAAGCCUAUAAGAUGUUUGAUACCUGUUUUUUCGAAGAAUCCUCAAGCUCCGUCUUCGGGACAGUAUCCUUCCGGGUUUUCUCCGUUUUUCCCAUUUGGUGGACCUCAGGAGAGUUCAACCACUGGGGUGAAACCAAGAGGUAGAGCUAUGCCGGCUCCGAUUCGAGCGUCUAGGAGUCCUCUGGGAGAGAAUGAGGAUCUCAAUGGCAAUGAUGGUUAUAGUCACAAAAGAAAUGCACCAUCGCGUUCGAGCCGGGUUGAGUUACAAAAGAUCAAACUACGUAAUAAUGUCCAUGUUGAUUGGAGUGGUUUAGUUGGUAUAGGCCCGGCAGAAAAAAAUGAUGGUAACCGAGAAGUUGUUAAUAUUGUGCUCAUGUCAUUUGAUGCACUAAGAAGAAGGCUAUGUCAACUUGUUAAUGCCAAGGAAUUGAACCUGGGUAAGAUUACGCGUGCCGAUUUGAAAGCUGGGAAUAUUUGUUUGUCCAAAGGAAUUCGAACAAAUGCGACGAAGAGAAUUGGCUCGGUACCUGGAGUUGAGAUUGGGGACAUAUUCUUUUUCCGGAUGGAAAUGUGUGCUGUUGGUUUGCAUUUCCAAUCGAUGGGGGGAAUUGAUGCCAUCAAGAGUGACCAUAAGGAUGAGACUUUGGCUGUUUGCAUUGUUUCGUCAGAUGAAUACGACGAUGAACCUGAAGAUGGUGAUGUUAUAAUUUACACCGGUCAGGCUGGGAAUUUCAAAAAGAAAGAGAAGCAUAUGUCUGAUCAGAAGCUUCAUAGGGGUAAUCUUGCUUUGGAUAGAAGUUCAAGACAACACAAUGAAAUAAGAGUCAUCCGGGGAAUGAAAGAUACUACGGCUUUGAACUCAAAAAUCUACGUCUAUGAUGGUCUGUAUAAAAUUCAAGAUUCAUGGGCUGAAAUAGCAAAAGAAGGCGACGGCAGCUUGUUUAAGUAUAAGUUGAUAAGAGUGCCCGGACAACCUAGUGCCUUUUCCGUUUGGAAAUCGAUUCAGAAGUGGAAAUCUGGAUUUUCUGCGAGGACUGGACUUAUUCUCCCAGACCUAUCCUCAGGAGCUGAGAGUAUUCCUGUUUCACUUGUCAAUGAAGUCGAUAACGUGAAGUCACCUGCCUUUUUCACAUAUUUCCACUCUCUUAGACAUCCAAAAUCAUUCAGUUUAACGCAGCCUUCACAUGGUUGCAGCUGUAGUGCUAAAAAAACAUGUUUCCCAGGUGAUUUGAACUGCUCUUGCAUUCAGAGAAACGAAGGUGAUUUUCCGUAUAUCAUCCAAGGUGUUCUGGUGAGCCGGAAGCCGUUGAUUCAUGAAUGUGGCCCUACAUGUAAAUGUUUUCCAAACUGCAAAAACCGAGUAUCUCAAACCGGUAUAAAACACCAAAUGGAAGUGUUCAAAACAAAGGAUAAAGGCUGGGGUCUACGAUCAUGGGAUCCUAUUCGUGCCGGCGCUUUUAUUUGCGAGUAUGCAGGAGAAGUUAUUGAUAAAGCUAGGUUAAGUCAGCUUAUAAAAGAAGGAGAUACUGAUGAGUAUGUUUUCGAUACAACCCGUGUUUAUGAAUCUUUCAAGUGGAACUAUGAGCCUGAGUUACUGGAUGAAGUGAGAGCAAACGAGUCUAGUGAGGAUUACGCUAUGCCACAUCCUCUUAUUAUAAAUGCUAAGAAUGUUGGAAAUGUCGCUAGAUUCAUGAAUCAUAGUUGCUCACCAAAUGUUUUCUGGCAGCCUAUCUUAUACGAAGAGAACAACCAGUCCUUUCUCCAUGUUGCAUUUUUUGCAUUGAGACACAUUCCUCCACUGCAAGAGUUGACAUAUGACUACGGAGCUGAUCGAUCUGAUAACGCUGAGGGUAGCAGUGCACACAAAGGUAGAAAGAAAUGCUUAUGCGGAUCAUUGAAAUGCCGUGGUUCUUUUACUUGA
Messenger RNA from Lathyrus sativus (Indian pea), 1992 nucleotides. Lineage: Eukaryota; Viridiplantae; Streptophyta; Magnoliopsida; Fabales; Fabaceae. The record is from the annotation of a GenBank genome assembly.